Molecule: messenger RNA, 321 nt
Organism: Ascoidea rubescens DSM 1968
Lineage: Eukaryota; Fungi; Ascomycota; Saccharomycetes; Ascoideales; Ascoideaceae
Exons: 1
Source: RefSeq, a predicted model, not a curated record
GUUUUUAAUGGUGAAUUUAAUGAAGCUUAUCAAUACUCAAAAUCCAACUUAAAAUUUUUGUUACUAAUAUUAUACAAUAAUAAAUUUUAUUCAAAUUUAUUUUUGCAAAAUAUUUUUUUCAAAAACUCAAAUAACCUAUUCAGUUUGAUCCAAAAUCAUGGUGAUAAUUUUAUUGUUUGGGGUGGAAAUACAAACUAUUUGGAAUCAUUUUUGAUUGGUAACACAUAUAAAGCAAAAUUUUUACCCUUUGUUGCCUUAAUCGGUAAUGUGUCAACAUUUAAUAAUACAUUUCCAACAAUGUCUAUCAUUUAUAAAGAAAAU